AUGUCCUUUAAUAAGCAUCAAGUGCCAGUUACCACUUAUGAAAACUCAGAAUACAAUAGCGAUUCUGGGGAUGAUUUGCCAAAUCUAACAAGCGAUAAGCAACGAGUGCGAAAAUAUAAAUAUCUUAACCGCCCUGAUUGCCCUAGAAAAGAAUGCCUUUAUGCCUCGGAAAAUGUUCAACCCGAAGGAUGGGUUAUCCGGCAAGAGUAUCCUCAUAGCUAUAGAUAUUUCGAUAACUUAUCUGAGUUUGAAAUAUGGCAUGAUUCGAUACCUGAAAACCAGCGUACAUUUCAUGAAGUUAUUCGGACUGGGCAAUCACAAAAAAUCAAGAUUGAUGUGGAUGGUGAAUUAGAAAAGUUUGCAUCAUAUCCCGAUCCUUUAGAUAGAAUAGAAAUAUCUCUUGGACAGAAAUCGUUUGAUGGUUUCAUCACUAAUACAUAUCUUCAUUUAUGGCAGAAGUCAACUGAAGUUACACGUAAAAAAGACGAGAUUUAUUUAUACAUUAAAAAUGCUCUCCGAAUUGCUAUAAAAGAAAUAACUGGAUUAGUUCUUUCAAAAGAUGAUUUUCUUGUAGCCGAUUCCUCGAAUGAGUCUAAGUGGAGUAAACAUUUGAUAUUACCUAGAUAUUUCGUUCGUGGUGCAUCCAAAGCUCGAAAAUUUACAUCGCGAAUCUUAGAACUUCUUCCAGAAAGAAUGCAUCCUUUCAUUGAUGAAAAAGUAAACAAGGAUCUCCAUUGCUUUCGACUAGCAGGAAGUCAUAAAGCCAAAGACUCUUCACGUAUUAAGCACAUAUGUUCAAAUCAUACUUGGAGAGAGUCACUCAUCACUCAUAUUGAGAAAGAUUCCAUAGAACUCUGGCCAUAUGAAUGGGAAGAAGAUAAAAAGCUGAAAAAUGAGUCUGUCUCACGUGAAAAGAGUGAUACCGCGAUAAAAAUA
This is a messenger RNA of Paraglomus occultum, 936 nucleotides long. The record is from the annotation of a GenBank genome assembly. NCBI's taxonomy places the organism in Eukaryota, Fungi, Glomeromycota, Glomeromycetes, Paraglomerales, Paraglomeraceae.